Molecule: messenger RNA, 1779 nt
Organism: Chelonoidis abingdonii (Abingdon island giant tortoise)
Lineage: Eukaryota; Metazoa; Chordata; Testudines; Testudinidae
Gene: PDCL2
Product: phosducin like 2
Biological process (GO): protein folding
Cellular component (GO): cytoplasm
Source: RefSeq, a predicted model, not a curated record
AGCCGCCGAAUAACUGCUCGGGCUCGCGGCUGCUUCACACCGAGGUGCUACGGCGCCAGCCUAGGGGGGCUCUGCCCAGCGACAGGGACAGUGCCACGCGAGGCCCGCCCCUCCGCAGGGCUCAGCUCUGACACACCUUCCCCGGGGCCGCGAGUAGAACCAGCUGCAUCGGUGGGGAGAGCGAGUGACACCCCCACCUCCACCCCGUGUGUGCCAUGCAGGAUCCAAAUGAAGAUACGGAAUGGAAUGACAUAUUAAGAGAUUUUGGAAUUUUACCUCCAAAAGAUGAGCCAAAAGAUGAAACUGAAGAAAUAGUUUUACGUUUACAGAAAGAAGCAGAGGUGAAACCGUUUGAAAGAAUGACUCUUAAAGAACUAAAUGAAGCUGAAGAUGGCUUUGAUGAGGAUGAUAUGAAAGCUCUUGAAAUGUAUAGGCAACAGCGGUUGCAAGAAUGGAAAAUUCUUCAGAAAACACAAAAAUAUGGGGAUCUGAGAGAAAUUUCUGGUGAGCAAUAUGUGAAAGAAGUCACAAAUGCUCAGAAGGAUGUGUGGGUUGUAAUUCAUCUAUAUAGAUCAAGCAUCCCACUAUGCUUACUAGUUAACCAACAUCUCAGCCUGCUAGCCAGAAAGUUUCCAGAAAUCAAGUUUAUCAAAGCCAUUGUGAACAGCUGUAUUCAAAACUACCAUGACAGAUGUUUGCCCACAAUUUUUGUGUACAGAAAUGGUCAGAUAAAGGGCAGGUUCAUUGGAGUUACUGAAUGUGGAGGGACAAAUCUUAAACUAGAAGAGCUUGAAUGGAAGUUAGCACAAGUUGGAGCAAUAGAAACUGACUUAGAAGAAAGCCCCAAACAAAACAUUACCGAUAUGAUGAUGUCUUCAGUUCGAAGUGCUUCUGUUCAUGACACCAGCUGUGCUAGUAGGGACAAUGAUGAGACCAAAUGUUACUCACAUAGGAAUUUUUAAUGCUAGUACUCUGCACUGAUGUUUUUAUGUUUGGUCAACAUAUGCAUGUUUAUUACUGGUUUCAUAAAUCUGAAGCAAUGCAGAGAUUUGUUUUAUGUUUAUACUUGCAGUUUAAACUUCUAGAAAAUAAUUAAUAUACUGUCUAAAGGUCAAAUUCUACCCUUGGAGAUACAUGGCUCAUAUUGACCUGGAAGGGCCUUGAUUCUCCGCUUCAUCUAAGUUCCGCUCAACUGGAAUAGAGAGGUGGGGUCACAGGGAGCUAACCGUUGCAUUCUGAUUCAGGGCUGCCUGGCAUCAGGGCAAGAUGGGAUGCACAGGGGUAAUACUAGUGUCACUGAUUAACGAUUGAGUGUAACUGAACUCCACUGUGCCAAACCUUUUCCCCAUUUCUCCCAUCAAGAAUCUAGCCCAAAGGAUAUUAUAGGCACACCCGUCUAGGAGCAGGAUUUAGCCCUUAAUCUGUUGAAUAAUGCAGUUUUUUAGUACCUGAGAACUGCAUUUAGUAAUCUUCUCCACUGCCAAGGAUAAUUCUCCAACUGUUUCUAAUACUGACAAUUAGUAUCAGUUUUCUUGAAGAGGAACUGAUGCUUACUUCAAAGUAGUGCAGUACAGUCAUGGAUGAACAAAGCCUAAAGUGAUGGAUAUAAAUGAGGGGAAACAUGUCCUAAUUCAGCAUUAUUAGGUAUUGUGGCUAUAUUUCAGAUAAUAUAAUAAUGUACUUUCAUCAUGCUCUCCUCAUGUCCUCAACUGAAAAAGUCUCAUUGCACUAAUGAAGACCUCUAUAUAGAGUCUACUCAGGACAUGUCUACACUUAAAA